Molecule: messenger RNA, 8719 nt
Organism: Siniperca chuatsi (mandarin fish)
Lineage: Eukaryota; Metazoa; Chordata; Actinopteri; Centrarchiformes; Sinipercidae
Gene: dnaaf9
Product: dynein axonemal assembly factor 9
Exons: 37
Coding region: 142-3600 (1152 amino acids)
Source: RefSeq, a predicted model, not a curated record
UCGCUCCGUUGCUAUGCUAUCUUGUGUAGACAUUCUCCAGGGUGAUGGAGAAAAUGUAGUUAUUCGGCCUGAAAAUACACAACGUUGUUCAGUUUAAAACGAAAAUUGUGUGAAGCGUGACAACAAUUACGGUACAGUAUUAUGGCCGGUAUAAGGAGAGUUAACGGAAAAUUAUCGGGAAUCAACCCAGCUGUCAGUUGCUGUCGCCUGCAUCAGGUCCAGUCUCUGCUCUCUGAGGGUGGCACUGCCACUCCUGAUGGCAUCCUGUGCUCUCUUGGAAUUGACAGCAGAUAUAAUGAGGGGUGCACUGAGUUGGCAAAAUACCUGUUCUAUGGACUAUAUGGAAGAAAUCAGCUGAAUCUGGAAAAUUUUCUUGAGGAAUUUCCUGAAGAAAUGCUGGAUGAUGUAAUCCUGCUGAUCAAGGCGGAGAGUGUUCAUCUGUACUGCAACCCAAUGAACUACAGUUACCUGUUGCCUUACGUGUCCCACUGGAGGAACCUGCAUCUCUACUGCAUGACAGAGGCGGAGUAUGAAGAUGAGGAAGCAGCAGAGGAAUUCAAAAUCUCCAGUUUUGUCACAAUGGUACAGGACUGCUAUCGUAUCGGAGUACCUUACAGCUCCCAGGGACACGUCCAGAGGUUUGAUAUGUUUAUGGUGGAAAAGUGGCCCCUAAUUCAAGCAUUUGCCCUGGAAGGCAUCGGUGGAGGAAGCUUUUUUACCAUGAAAUACAAGCUGAUGGACAUGAGUGAGAAGCUGUGGCAGGUUUACAACAGACUUGACCCAGUGUCCCUUGAUGAUCUCCUCACAGAGGACUUGGUUAACUUUGAGAAGCAGUGGAGUGGCUUUUUCUCCAGCAUGGACCUGGAGAGCCAUCUCUCCAUCUUGGAGCUGUCUGAAGCACAGGCAGGAGAGGCAUUCCGUACUUAUUACUCUCAUGGACUGAUCUCAAGCAACAUCACAGAUAAAAGUAAAAGUCAGCAGCCCUUUGUGUUGUUUGGGAAGCAUUCCUCCUUAGAGGAUUUGGAGAGUUAUUCGUUCAACUUUCCCUCAGAGAGUCAUCAGGUCCGCAACACAGGGCCUCGAGGUUCUACAGCCAGACACAUGAUUCUGCAGUGUGUGGCUCCCAAAGGACCUCUAGCCUGCUCCCGAACCUAUUUCUUUGGGACCACCCACACUCCAUUCCUUGGAGAUCAAAACACAGAGCAAAAGAAAACAGAAGUGUUACUUUUAUCACAGAUUUAUUCAGCUGCUGUUCAAGCAGUCCUUUCAGGAAUCAAAUGCUACUCCUGUACCUCCAGUGCUACCAAGGCUAAGGAUGUAGCAGAGAACACCUUUCUAGUGGCUUUGGACUCAAUGAAUUUAAGUCAGUACCGCAGUUCUCUCAGGUCCAAAUGUGAAUUCAUCAUUCAAGCAGUGAAUAAGGAAGGAAGGAUCAUUCCUCUGACUGAUGAAAAAAGCCGUUAUGUAGUAAAAACAGCCUCCAUGACUGUCCAUGACAUCCCAGACCUGCAGUGGGACAGGGGGGACCUGGGCUCUGUGGUCUUCUCUGAAUCCUUCUUGGAGUCCAGCAUCAACAUUCAACAAAAAGAUGGCACUGUGUCCUCAGACAGCUGCUACACCAUCCUGACUACAACUGUGCCUCGCUACGCCUGCUGGCUGAUGGAAUCUGAUGUCAAGCAAUCUGAGCAAGCCCAACAUCUUACUAAGAAAGAGGAAGGCACUUGUUUGGGAACUGCUCUGACAGUAGCAGAUGCUGCGUAUGUGUUCUCCAACAGCCAGCUCUCCACACCUGAAGAAGGGAAAAUAAUUUUCUUCUCUGAGGGACUCCUGUUUAUCCAUUCUCAAUAUGGAAGCAUUACCCUGUCCAAGGAUCACAUCAGCACCAUCAAGUUCUAUGAUCCGGACUCCAGUGCUGUGGCGUCUCUCUUUGUGGAAUAUGAAGGCAGCCUGCUCCCCCACCUUCCGUUCCCUCUCCACAGCUCUGACCAGUGUCUGGUCUUUGCUCUUCAGCCCAGGUCUAAGAGCCACAGGGCCUUCUAUUCCAAGGUUUUGUCAGUGUGGCAAAAUUCUGAAUCUGGACUCACUCUGCAAUUGGUGGACCAAGAGCACCUGACCUGGACCCAGAAAAACAUGCACACCAGACUGCAGAAGCUGCACGACAGUCAGGAGCCACCAGUGGCCAAACGCAGAGGCAGUCUGAAGACUUCAUACUCCCAGCUGCCAGAGCAGGACAUGUUUCUUCAGCACUUUGCUUUGAGUAGUAUUGGUCAGGAGCCCAUUCUGUAUGACCACCUGGGGGUGCUCUUCCCCUCUGCAGAGCUGAGGAAUCCAGUAAACAGUCAGGGAGACAAGGUUGUGAUUACCAUCGUCACUGGAUUGCCGGGAAGCCAUAAGAAGAGACUCUGCAACUUCCUGGUCCAGUUAAACAAGGAACAUGGAAGGUGGGUGGUGUAUAAGCCUGGUCCUGACAGCUGUGACAGCUUCUCAGCCUCUCACCUGCAGCAGUAUUUGUCCAGCUUCCUGGAGAGCCAGAGAGGCCCAGGAGGCAAACCCCGUCUGUUGGUGCUCUCAACUGGAUACACAGAUGUUCUGGAUGUGGUCCAGGCUGUGCUUUUCCACCCUGACCCAGUUGUCCAAGCAUGUUUCACCAUCGGCGCUGUCACUGCUUGUGUGGAUCCCCUCGCCUCCUGUAUGGAGCACAGGUUUGCUUUUCCUAAGCUGUUGGAGCAGUGCAGCCAAGGUAUUGUGAGUACAGUGGUGUUCACUGGGCUGACAGCAGAGCAGAAGCACCCUCUCAUGCAGCAUGUUCAUCAGUUGGUACGCUCUGCCAACCCCACCGCAGCCUUCAUACUGGCAGAGAGAGGAGCUGUCACCAGGACUGAAGAUGUGAAUCUGAUAUUUUCUGAUAGCAGCUUCAAUGAGCCACAGAUGCUGAGAGCACGUUAUGUCCUCUACCCUGGAUGGUGCAAAGGGCGGUUCAUCUCUGGUUCUGGGUCUCUGGUCCUCACCCAGCAGCACGUGGCUUUCAACCGGCCCCUAGAGAGGCCUCUAUUUGUCACCCGCUGUAAAGCAUUCAAGUCAUCACUAAGGCCAAGCCCCUUCCAAGGAAAUGUGUACAAUGUUUGGGGAAAAGUCAGAUUUUCUGACUCAGACCAACUGAUGGAGGUGAGAUACAACACAGUGAGCGGGAGCCUGAGCAUUGUCCCAGACCAGAGCAUUGAACCUCUGACCCUGGGCUCCAAAGAGACCAACACAUCCUGCUUCCUGAUCUUUGAUGGUGUUGGCCUCACUGAGGAUGGACUGAAGGACUGGCUCAGACUCUGCGCCAAGCAGAGGCAGACAAAGAAGCCUAAGAAGACUAAAAACACCCUUUUACCACAAGAAAUCAAGCACAUACAUAUGACCAGGCACUUGGACCCACUACCACCAGGCUACUUCUACAACGGUUAUCAAUAUAUUGACAUCUUUGGCGAAAAAAGGAACUUCCACCCCAACAUGGAAGAGUUUAUUAAAGAGUACAUCACCGACGCCAACAGAGAGAUCGAGCUGUUCAACCGUCAGCUGGAGCUGCAGGGACAGCCUGACCUGUUUGAUCCAUGAUAGAAUCUGUCUGUAUGUCCACUGCCUCCAUCUUUUUUUUUUUUAACUCUAAGGGAACCACUAUGGGAGGGACAGGGAGGGCACAGGGAUUAUGUGCUGAACACUCCACUAGAAUGAUCAAUGUGUGUUCACACCACAUUCAUCUGCAGAAACUGCUGCUGCUAGAAGUCCAUUCAUUAUCUAUGUACUAUCACUAUCACUGUCACUUUGUUUGGUGGCAUAAAAAGGUUGAGUGCAGGUGAGCUUUUAAACGAUGACAUCACCCAUCAAAAGCCAGUCAUGUCAUGGCAUGGCUGUUUGCCUUACUUCCUACUGCAGCAACACUAACUGUACAGUUAGCACUUUGGCAAGUUAGAUAUCAUAUUUAUCAAAUGAAAGUGGCAAACUGAUGUGGUCACUUGUGUUGAUUCAAAUUAAGACGUUUGUCAAGAGAUGAGAGCUGCUCACAACUGCAGACAAAUCUGAAACAUAAUGCAACACGAGACUCCAUCUUUAAACCAAUGUGAUUACACCUCUAAGCCUGCAAGCUAUGAGACUUUUACAAUUGAAGGGAAUUUCCAACCGCGCAGUCCUACAGCUUGUGCAUUUCUGUUUAUCACAGUUGGCAAAUUAAUGCCUCUAUUUCUGGACAAGCAUGGAUAGCCGUGUGAUUCUGGUGGGCUCCCUAGUGGGGUUUCUCAAGAAUCGCUCCUCCUCUGUUGUCACCCAAUCCAUGGCCCACCUGUUAUCUUGUCUGCGAGCCAUGCUGCAGCAGAGGGAGUGCUUGGCCAUAGAGCUGUAAACAUUGGACAGCCUGCUGGCUGCUGACCACUGAUGAAUGAUGCUAUUAAUCAAAUAGCUAAACGCCAUCCCAUUCUUUAUUUUAAGACUCCUAAAGUAAAUCUAAUAAAAGUGCAAUAAAGCGGACUUCAGUCCCUGCAGCAAUGUGUUAUAGUUAUAAAACAGCUGAGGCUGUCAAGAAACACAUUGAAUCACUAAGGUUACAUGUCCACCAGAAACAUUUCCUUAAAGCACUGUAUUCUGUUAAUUAUAAUGCUGCUAGUUAACAGUGAGAAACCAGAUAGACACAGAAAGUUAAACUAAGCCUCACUGCUGCCAGGUUACCCCUGCUUAUUUUACCAUUUUGGUCAAAAUGUUCUUUUGUUGUUGCAUGUGUUAUAUGUGUGGACAUUCCCAUGUUUUCGUUUUUGAUUUUUUGGGGUCACUGAUUUUGGGUAGGACAAGGGGAAAAUGAAAUAAUCUGGGAAAACCUUGAUUCAGCUUAUAGUUUGAUUAGGUUUGGGUAAACAUCAGUAGAGCCUUUAGUGAAAGGUAUAAGGCUUUGUAUCAGUGGUAUGAUGUUGCAGAGAAUCUGACUAUAUGUCCUGUUUAAAUUAGUAGUUAUGCUACUGUUUGCUCUGCAAUCGUGUGUCACACUAAUGUUCUAUGCAUGUCUCCUCUUACCAGGGUUCCUACACAGCUGCAUAUUUGGGUAGUAUAAAGUGGAAAACACACUGCCGUUGCAGCGCCGUGGCGUGGCAUAUGUCACGCAACCACUGAAAUUCAAAAUUGUGAUAUCUAACCAAACAAGCAUUUCAAAGUAAAAGAGUGGUAAAAAAAAAAAAAAAGUGGAAUUUAGAAGUUGAAAAUGUGUAGGAACUCUGCUACAGUCUCUGGAGAUUUGAUGGCUUACAUUCAUUAUGGGGUCAGCAGUGUAACAUGCACACUAAUUAACAACCUUUGGGUCAAGUAGCGCUAGGUUUGUCUUGAAUUAAUUGAUACUGACAAAGGAACAUUUAAAUGCAUAUAGAAGUGUGCACAUACUGCUGCUACUAUAAUGGUACAAUAUAUUACAUUAGCCUUUGUACACUGUACCAAAAAAAGCGCCUGUACUGUAUAAUGAGUACUCUGAGAUUGUAACCAUGGCGGAUAAGAGCGGAAGGGUCUUUUUGCUAAGAGCAUAUUUUAAGUCUAUAAUCUAAUUCCUUAGCAGAGGGGGGAAAUGCUUGCUAGUGUGGUGAACACUUAUUCGCUGCUGUUAGAUUCGUAUCUAAACAGAUAUUUUUAGAUCAGUGAUCUCCGAGUAUUUCACAACGCCGGCUAUGUCAUGUUAUACAUGUCUGUCUGUCAGCGCUGUGAACAGCCAGUAAAAUUGAAAGAAUCAAUAAUUUUGUUUUCAGCUGGCAGACAAACAGAGUGAUAACAUUGUUAGCAAGUUAUUUUCCACCAGAUGACCCGUGACUAUCUGUACAGAUUCGAAUAAUCCUGAGUAUGAACUCAACCUGACACUGCUGGCCCCAUCCGUCCACUUUGAUCUGAACAAGCCAUACCAUCUUAUGCUAGAUGUGCCACUGUCUUUUAGAAGAAUAAUACAAUACAUAGAAUAGCACAUAACAUAGCAAUGAAGUAUGCCUCUAACAUGUAUUACCCUGGCAUGUUCCAGCCAGCAAAUGAGGAGUUCACAUGGAGAGGAGCUCACCUCGUGUUACUCAUUCCAUUAUCUCCUCUCUUACAGUCCUUCUCUUUUACUCUAUAAAAGAAGUGCAAUUGUACCUAAUGUUUUUAUAUAUUCUACUUAUAGUACCCUCAAAUAGCUCUUUAAGGAUAAAGCCGAGCAAACAAAUCAGCUGCUAAAUUCUCAGUCUCUCACAGCUUGUAUUCUGUGGUCUGCUGGAUUCUGGCUUUGAGUGCUUGUAGUUCACAUAACACCGUAAAGGGUCUUAACAACAAGUGAAGGGUUUUGUUGCAAAAUGAGAUGCCACUUGAAAGAAAGCGUUACCUCUGCUUACAAAUGACUGAUGCUGUAGAACAAAAUGCAAACAGAUUACAGUGCUUUUUUUUAAGUGGAGCAGGUUGAUAUGUAACAUAAAUCCUUUGCUGACAAAAUGAUAACUCUUGUUUAAGCUGGAUCCUCUGUUUAGCGUUUCAGAGAUGCACUCUCAAAGCCGUCUGUUUUGAGCAACAGUUGCUGUCAUUCUGUAGUUAUGUAAUACUGCAGAGAGUUACCUUGAUUGACAGUGAAAUAGUUGUGAGGCUGACGUAUAGAAGACUGAAGGUGCCAUGACUUUGAAACCUGCUACACUUGUCAAAGAGCAGAGAAACUGAAACCAUAAUUGGCCAAGAGAUCAAAAGGUUGUCCUUAAAGAGUUGAGGGUUAUGUAAGAUGUUUGAUAUUUAAAUCAAAUUACCACUAACACACACACACACAUAAACACAACUACUAGUGCUAAGUAUGUCUACACUAUUUUGCAUGUGUUGAGAUGUCAUGUGAAUAUGAUAACACAUAUAUUCUGACAAAAUUGCCUUUCACCAAACUGGUACAACCAAGAGAAAAUAUUCACAUUUAUUUUACAUAUCUGCUAAGAAUUUGAAUUACCUCGAAACAACAAAUAGUAUUUUUGUAAGACAGUGAAUUGAACAUUCUAGAUGCAAGUAAAACGUCUCCUCUCGCACAAGCUACAAAAGCAGAUGCAAUUUUUUUGUAGAAAAAAAAACUUGAGAGAAUCUGAUCGGUUGUGAGAUGUCAGGUUUCUCUGAUCCAGCAGUGCCUUGGCUACGGCUAAGAAAAGCAAAGAUUAAAACUGCAUUCAGUGCUCCAUCACUCUCCCUGUCACAGGGGGAGGAGGUGUUGUCAGGCAAGGAUCCGUCCUUCAACAGUUUUGGUGAAAGGAAUCCAUGGAGUCGUUCUUUAAAGCAAUGUGUUUUUACUAAGCCAGAGGGUAAAGUAGACGAGGUCACACGGGGGAGGCCACUGGAGGGCUAGGGACGAUUCAGGUAUUCUUGCAAACUAGCCAAAAAGAUGUUGGAAUAUGGGCUGGGUACCACAGUGAGUACUGAAACCAGUACAGUUCUGAUACUUAAAAUUGAUUUAGGUUCACAGUGGUACAUUUCUUGGCUUAUUUUGGUUUAUUACAUGACUAACAGAUCAAAUUCAGUUAUUUUCUUAAAUGAAAAUAUACAUAUACUAGAAGGAAAGCUGCAUUUUUGUCCAUGUUCCUUUAAAAUAAUGGGAAAUAGAAUGUUUAUCCUUUUUUUUUGUGCCCUGCCCUAGUUGGGAUACAAAACCUUGAAGUUUUGUAUCACAGUAUGAACAAAAAAAAAAAAAAAGAGGAUUGAGUUUGUGACUAAAGUUGUGUGACCCCUACUUAUUGCACAUUGGGGUCCCAAAGAGCCCUCCACAAGCCUCUCAGUGUGACUGCUACGUAGCUGUCUGGCAGACUGAGCACCCUGGUGUCUUCAUCCCGUAUGUGUAGGCUAGCCAUUUUGUAGCUGAAGUUAUAGGACAAAAACAAAGUUUGGUGUUAAUUGGGUUUAUAUAAAGUGGGGAAAUGUGAUGUUCUUGUUCUGCAAUGUGAUAACGCAGUGUGAGAGGUUUUUGUUCUUCUUUAGUUUUGAAGAUUGUCUCCAAUGUUCAAAAAGGCCAACAGUGUGGAAUAUAUGCUCUUCUUAUUGGAUACUGGAUGGUGGAUAUUUUUAUGGUAUUUUUGUGCUUAUUGGAGAAAGGCGGCUUGGAAAUAGAUUUUUAAGUGUCCAAAUAUUUCUCAGGCCUCAGGGGACUGUUGGUACUAAUUGUUUGGGCCGUUCUGUCGUAUCGAGGUUAAAAGGGAAUCACAGGCUCUUCGCCCCACAGUCCUCACAGACAGCGAGAGGAAUUUGCUCAGGUGUACUUAUUAUUUCCAUACCUGAGAUUACAUUUUUGCCCAAUCAAACCCAAGUGUUAUAGAAGAAGAUGGGGGUGAAAUUGUGGUUGAUAUCUUCUGUCUGUAACCACAUACCGGCUAGCCACACAGCCAUGUACAAAAAAAAAGGACGUGAUGAUGGUUGAAUUAGAUCUGGGGGGAAAAGCAAAGGGCUCAUUUCUUCUCCCCUAUCUACAGGCUGUCCAAAGUAAAAUGGGGGGAAAAAACGUAUAUAAAUAACAUAUUGUCUCUAUUGUAAUGAGAAGCUAAAAAAAACCCCAACUAACUUUAAAAGUGCCAAACUGACCUCCACAUUUUGUUUUGAGAGUGUUCACAGCAUGGGAGCAAAACUGCAUUUGCACAAAACUACUGUAACUUCUGUUUUUUUCCUGUGACUGAUGCUUUUAUAAUCUAAUUGUUGUUUUUUUGCACCACAUGUUCCAUUAAAUAUUUAUAUGGUU